AUGGUCGCCACGAAGACUGCCGUGAAGUUUGAGGACGCGUUAAGCCUGACAGGGUUCGGCAAAUACAACUUCCUGAUGAUGUUGGUACAUGUAAGUAUCAUCAUGGGAAUGGCGUUCGAGAUCGUCUCCGUGGCGUACUUGGUCCCCGCCAACGCCUGUGAACUGGACACUACGGUAUCUCAGCAAGGGUUCAUGGCCGGUACGCCUUUACUAGGUAUCAUAGCGACGUCCCACUUUUGGGGAUAUUUGGCUGACACUAAGGGAAGGAGAAGGAUUUUGGCGUGGUGUAUGUGCCUAGCAUUCCUAUUCGGCGCCUCAUCAGCGCUGUCUACAGACUGGAUCGUAUUUAGCAUUUUGAAAUUUUUGUCUUCCUGCUCUGUGGCGGGCACGUAUGCGCUGGGGCUCACACUGCUAAGCGAACUCACACCACAGCACAGGAGAUCAUUCAUGGUGUCGCUGACUACCACCAUAUAUUUGAGUGUCACGGGACUGAUGGCGGUGAUAUCAAUCCCGGUGCUGCACCUACAGUUCUCGCACCACAUGCCACUGCUCAACAUCGAGUUCUCUCCGUGGCGCCUGCUGUGCAUCGUGUUCGCCGCGCCCUGCGCGCUCGGGGCCGUCGGCAUGUACUUCUCCUACGAGAGCCCGCGGUACUUGCUCAGUGUCGGCGAGGAGCAGAAGGCCUUGGAGGUUCUGAAGGGCAUCUACCGGAUAAACACUGGAAAGAGUGCUGAUGACUAUGAUGUGACCUCGUUAGUUCUAGGCGAAGACACGGGCGCGCCGUCGAAGGGCUUCUGGUCGUCGAUGCUCUCUCAGACAGUCCCGCUGCUGAAGCCACCGCUUCUGAAGCAUACUUUACUAUUAUCUGUUUUGUUCAUGAUUUUCCACACUGGUUUCAAUCCAUACUUGACGUGGUUACCGUAUAUAAUUGACGGGAUCAUGAAGUCCGUAGUGAGAGGUGAAGAGAACUUGUCCUUCUGUGACAUGUUGAGGGCGAGUCACAACGAGACGGGAACUCAGACUAAAGACUGCAGUCUGAACAGCUCCGCCAUGGUGACGGUGUUCGGGGUCAGUGUCUUGAUCGCCGUGCUCAACAUCGUGCUCAGCGGCGUCAUCAACUGCGUCGGCAGGAAGUGCUUGUUGAUAUGCUUGCAGUUGACCACGGGCGUCGUGGGACUGUGCAUCAACUUCUCGAGCUCGUGGGUCGUGAGUUCGGUCCUGCUCGUGGUCUUCAUGUGCGGAGCGCUGAACUUCGGCUUCCUUUCCACCUUCAGUGUCGACAUCUUUCCUACUUACGUCAAGGCAAUGGCGGUCUGCCUCACUUUGAUGGUAGGGAGAGGCAGCUCCGUUCUCGGCAUCAACAUCCUCAAGCAGAUGUUAGUUUACGACUGUGAGCUUUCGUUCUACGUUUUUGGAGGACUCGUUUUUGCUGGAGGCGUCAUAGCGUUCCUCUUACCAGGGGACGCGACUGACUUCACAAAAGAAUCAAUGGAAACCUAGCGAAAUUAUCACUAAAACUAAUAGGUAUUAAAACUUUGUAUAAAAUAAGUCACUGUAACAAGUCCAUUAGUUUACGCUGUUAUGAUUUCAAAUAAAUGUAACAAAUUUUAUUUCA
This is a messenger RNA of Melitaea cinxia (Glanville fritillary), 1615 nucleotides long. RefSeq names its product putative transporter svop-1. Gene Ontology annotation, molecular function: transmembrane transporter activity. The transcript has 11 exons. Gene Ontology annotation, biological process: transmembrane transport. Lineage: Eukaryota; Metazoa; Arthropoda; Insecta; Lepidoptera; Nymphalidae. The record is from RefSeq and is a predicted model, not a curated record. The coding region runs from base 1 to 1500 and encodes 499 amino acids.